UGUACAUAAAUGUGUGUACGAGUGUCCAUAUUUAUCUUUCCCCAUAUAUCCAUUCUAUCUCUCUCUCUCUCUCUCUCUCUCUCUCUCUCUCCAUCUCUCCAUCUUGAACAGUCACACAUUCAAGAGAAAAUGGUGAGGAUCAUGAGAUUGGGGAAGAUGGUGGAGGGGUUGAAGACGAAGAUAAAGGUGAGUUUGAGGAUGACGAAGAAGGCAUCGUAUGAUAAGAUAGAGAAGAGUGAGAGCAUGAGAAUUGAAUUGAGAAGCAGAAAGGCCCAUAAGCUCAUCCAGCAGACCCUCAAGAUUGCUGACUCUCCCACCACCAGAACUCAUGCUUUCUGAUUUCACACACACAUAUAUAUACAUACACCGUAUACAUACAUAUACGUACGGGUGUAUGUAUAUUUUAGGUGUAGCUCUCGAACCUUGCAUAUGAUAUAUUUCUGCUGCCAACACAUACAUUCACAAAAACCUAUGUUUUGUUGUGUUAUAUAGUAAUUAAACUUCAAAAACAUUAUCGCUUCUGUGCGUAUUUUUAAUUCAUGGUUAGCGGUGUAAAUUACCAAAAUUCAAGUAUUUUCGAAUUUGAUUAUUUUUA
Messenger RNA from Tarenaya hassleriana, 595 nucleotides. RefSeq lists its product as uncharacterized. The record is from RefSeq and is a predicted model, not a curated record. Bases 10 to 339 code for a protein of 109 amino acids. NCBI's taxonomy places the organism in Eukaryota, Viridiplantae, Streptophyta, Magnoliopsida, Brassicales, Cleomaceae. The transcript is spliced from 2 exons.